AUGACAUCAGCUCCAGGAUUGGCCUUCGCCAACCUCACGUUGAUGUUGGACCUGCCACAGCUACCGGCCAUCUUCUUUGUUAACGUACGGAACAACUUCCAGGUGCUGAUGAACGAGAUUAAACUGAACACAGUGGAGAAUGAAGAAAUAUUCUACCCCCAUAACAGAAUAAAUUUGCAAAAUGGGAAGAUCAACAAAAUGGGCCGAACUAGGAAAUACAGCAACAACAGGAAUUGGCUCUUCGGUACGCCCUUCUAG
Plasmodium knowlesi strain H is the source of this 258-nucleotide messenger RNA. RefSeq lists its product as uncharacterized. The record is from RefSeq and is a predicted model, not a curated record. The transcript has a single exon. NCBI's taxonomy places the organism in Eukaryota, Apicomplexa, Aconoidasida, Haemosporida, Plasmodiidae. The coding region runs from base 1 to 258 and encodes 85 amino acids.